Orbicella faveolata is the source of this 3225-nucleotide messenger RNA. RefSeq names its product NAD(P) transhydrogenase, mitochondrial-like. NCBI's taxonomy places the organism in Eukaryota, Metazoa, Cnidaria, Anthozoa, Scleractinia, Merulinidae. Gene Ontology annotation, biological process: NADPH regeneration; proton transmembrane transport. Gene Ontology annotation, cellular component: mitochondrial inner membrane. Gene Ontology annotation, molecular function: NADP binding. The record is from RefSeq and is a predicted model, not a curated record.
AUNGUCAGUUCGAGCCAUGAAAUACAGGCAUUGAAUCUUUCUUUGUUAGGUGCUGGUGGUUACGCUAAAACAAUGUCACCUGAGUUCAUAAAAGCUGAAAUGGCGUUAUUUGCCAAACAGUGCAAGGAAGUAGACAUUGUUAUAACAACUGCUCUGAUUCCUGGAAAACCUGCUCCAAAACUGAUUACUAAAGAGAUGGUAGAGUCCAUGAAACCUGGGUCAGUUAUAGUGGACUUGGCUGCAGAGACUGGUGGAAACUGUGACUUGACCAAGCCUGGGGAACUGUACAAUCACAAUGGUGUCAAUAUUGUUGGAUACACUGAUCUUCCAAGUCGACUACCAACUCAGUCAAGUACUCUGUAUGCCAAUAACCUGAAAAACUACCUGUUCUCCAUGGGUGAGAAAGGGAAAGGAGAAUUUGCCAUAGAUCUCAAGGAUGAAGUGGUCCGUGGCUCUAUUGUGCUUCAAGAUGGAGAGCUGAUGUGGCCGCCUCCUGCACUGGAUCUUCCCUUACCCUCUCCACCCAAACCAAAAGCAAUUGUCAAACCACCGGAGCAAUCCCCGUUUAGUGUUGCAGCAUGGGAGACUGGUCUUACAACAGCUGGCUUAGGCUCCCUUCUUAGCCUGGGAAUAGUUUCUCCGAAUCCUGCCUUUGCUACCAUGGUAACCACCUUUUCUUUAGCUGGUGUGAUUGGAUACAAAGUUGUUUGGGGUGUGACGCCUGCCCUUCACUCCCCCCUGAUGUCUGUCACUAAUGCUAUUUCAGGCAUUACUGCUGCAGGGGGGUUGGUUUUAAUGGGAGGCGGGGUGUUACCCAACAACACUGCCACCUCAUUGGCUGCACUGGCAACACUGGUGUCCAGUAUCAACAUCACUGGUGGAUUCAUUAUCACCAAACGCAUGCUGGACAUGUUCAGGAGACCAGGGGACCCCCCUGAGUACACAAACCUGUAUGUCAUUCCUGGAGCGGCUGUUCUAGGAGGGUAUGCUGCCGCUAAGAUGGCUGGGUAUACUGAUAUUGAUCAGAUGGCAUACCUGGCAUCAUCGCUGUGCUGUGUUGGUGCGCUGGGCGGCCUCUCAACUCAGACCUCAUCAAGACAAGGAAAUGCUCUGGGUAUUAUAGGCAUAGGUACUGGCAUGACCGCUACCAUUGGGGCCCUGGCACCUUCCACGGACGUGCUGACACAGAUGGGCGCCAUGAUGGGAGUGGGUGGUACCAUCGGAGCGGUCAUAUCCAGCCGCAUUGCCGUCAGUGAUCUCCCUCAGCUGGUUGCAGCAUUCCACAGCUUUGUUGGCCUAGCUGCUGUCCUAACCGCCAUUGCCAAGUACCUGGCGGAUGUGGAUCUCUUUGCAGACGACCCCGCAGGGAAUGUCCAUAAAGCGGCCAUCUUUCUCGGCACAUUUAUUGGUGGAGUGACCUUCACAGGUUCCUUGGUGGCCUUUGGAAAACUUCACGGUCUGCUGGAUUCCCGAGCGCUGAAUCUGCCGCUUAAAAACCAGCUGAAUAUCGCUAUGGCGCUGGCUAAUGUUGGAGCCAUGGGUUGGUAUAUGGCUACCGAUAGUGCUGCGGUUGGAAUACCUAUGCUGGGUACCGCCGCCACGUUAUCAUCCAUCAUGGGUGUGCAUAUGACGGCCUCCAUUGGUGGCGCAGACAUGCCUGUUGUCAUCACUGUUCUCAACAGUUACAGUGGCUGGGCCCUCUGUGCAGAAGGCUUCAUGUUGAACAACGAUUUGCUGACCAUCGUGGGAGCCCUUGUGGGCUUCUCUGGCGGUAUCCUGUCCUACAUCAUGUGCAAGGCUAUGAAUCGUUCCUUGGCUAAUGUACUGUUUGGCGGAUACGGUACAUUGUCUACUGGCACUGGUACAAGGGAGAAGAUAGAAGGAACUCACACAGAGAUCAAUGCAGACGGUGCUGUAGAAAUGCUGACAGGCUCUAAGAACGUGAUCAUCACACCAGGUUAUGGACUAGCUGUAGCUAAGGCACAGUAUGCCAUCGCUGAUAUGGUGAAGGAACUCAAAGAAAGAGGACUCAACGUGCGCUUCGGGAUCCAUCCCGUAGCGGGACGUAUGCCGGGACAACUCAACGUCUUACUAGCUGAGGCUGGAGUGCCGUAUGACAUCGUGUAUGAAAUGGAUGAAAUCAAUGAUGACUUCUCUGACACCGACCUCGCUCUGGUUAUUGGCGCAAACGACACAGUCAACUCCGCUGCCCAAGACGAUCCAAAUUCUGUGAUCGCGGGCAUGCCUGUACUAGAAGUUUGGAAAGCAAAACAGGUGAUUGUGAUGAAGCGUACGUUGGGCACUGGUUACGCGGACGUGGAUAAUCCAGUAUUCUACAAACCCAACACUUCUAUGCUCCUGGGUGACGCUAAAACCAUGUGUGAUGCUCUCCUUAACAAAGUCAAGGAUCACUAUGGCAGUUAACGAAAGUGCAAACCUUUCUCUAAAUCAAUUGUAUCAGGAUAAUUUUGUAUCUGGAAGCAAAUUCAGUUGCGGUUUUCAUAAUCUCUGUUUGAAAUUUCUAUUAUAAUCACCAUAUAGGAAGUAAUGUCAAGUAGUUUUUGGUUAGGUAGAAAUGUUUAAAAUGUUCCCUACGACCAAAAUCGCCAGAUGGCACACGGCUAUUUAUUGGCUGGUCUUAAGUUUUAUUUCAUUUUCACACUUUCUUUUUCUUCCAAAUAAUCUUCGUGUUUUCCAUUGAAAUACCUUUUACGACUGCAACCCGUCUGUAAAAGUUGACUGAGCCCGCGGUUUACAAAAGAGGUAUUGCUAGGCAACUUCUCUGACGUACGCGGAUUGCGUUAUGUUGUCGCGACAACGAACUUGGACGAGUACGCUAUUGUUUCAUUAUGCAACUAAAAUAGAAAUUUUUCAGUUUAACACCAUUGAUGGUAAUUGUUUCUCAUACGGUCCACAGUGCUACCAGUAGCUAUUCUUUCUCACCCUCUCUGCUUUUAAAACUCUUCCUUUCCAGCAAGUCAUAUUAAAUGACGCCAGUCGGUGAUCGGUAAAAUGCCAGAAAUGUUUGCCGGUCAGCUCGCCGAAAGCGACAGUUACGGUAAAGCAGCCAGACAUGUCUCUGUUAUACUUGAAACCACACAUCGGUAAAAUUUGUUUUAGAAACAACGGGUUUUCAAAGCAACUGUACAGGUAUUUUUCAAGUGUCUUCCUCCUAGAGUGCUAAUGUAACGAAUGUGCAAAAUAAAGAGUGCCUUUUGAAGGAGA